GCCUGGAACCGGCGACGACGAGUUAUCGCAUGCACAAGAGCGAGGCGCAGCACUCGGUACUUUCUGCCCACCGCCCUUGGCCUCGUCGAUUCCUCGUCGAUUCCUCGUCCCUCUUCCUGCAGGCUUUCUACACCUACUGCACACUAGGACCGCUCCCCACCUCCCGCACUCGUCAAGCACAGCCGGACGUAUAGAAUCGCCUUCAUGGCCGACGAGCUUGCACCGCCCCGUAAGAGCGUCGAGCUCGAGGAUCCUGGUGCAAAGGAGCUUGUCGACUCCGACAACGAACACUUUUCAGAUGCGUCCGAGGGCAGGGUACACGAAAAGAGCCUGAGCAAGAGUCUUGAGCAGAGCAGGGCCGAGGCAACAUCGCCAAUUCCCAUUACUCGAGUCGAGCGUGUAGACGACGAGCCUGCUCAUGGCGAGGUCCCCGGCACCGCUGCGUACAAGAUGCGGACACAGGACGCCGUACCAGACGAAGUUGAGAUUGUGCCGGACGGUCAGCGAAGCCGCAGUGCCUCGCGAGUGAGCGUAAACGAUCGACCGCUCACCCCCGGAGGCACGCCCGUCCCAAAGAUGGUCGUGGAGAGGGUGGAUGACCAGCCCGCCCACGGUGAAGUGCCCGGAACGCUUGCCUUUGACCAGCGCCGCGCCGAUGCUGCGCCUGAUGUCAUUGUCAAGGUGCCUGAGCCCCCCAAGCGGGACAACCUAGGUCCCCAAUGAACGGCGACGAAG
Messenger RNA from Didymella exigua CBS 183.55, 735 nucleotides. RefSeq lists its product as uncharacterized. The record is from RefSeq and is a predicted model, not a curated record. Bases 205 to 723 code for a protein of 172 amino acids. NCBI's taxonomy places the organism in Eukaryota, Fungi, Ascomycota, Dothideomycetes, Pleosporales, Didymellaceae. The transcript has 3 exons.